Messenger RNA from Trichoderma gamsii, 684 nucleotides. RefSeq lists its product as hypothetical. The transcript has 2 exons. The record is from RefSeq and is a predicted model, not a curated record. Lineage: Eukaryota; Fungi; Ascomycota; Sordariomycetes; Hypocreales; Hypocreaceae. The annotation marks the transcript as partial.
CUAUUCAAUCAGCUUCCAUCUGCUUUCAAACUCAAUCCCAAACUCAAAUCGUCAAUUACUCCAAUUACUCGUUUUAUCACGACCACUUUAGCUAUUUCGACAAUAUGGGUUCCGUAUCAUGGAAGGCUCACAUUUUGGACGCCACGGCCGGCUAUAAGAAAGCGAUCGAAACGGGAGAUUUCUCAAAGUAAGCCGAAAAAUGGAAAAUCCUCCAAGUACACCAAUGAUGAGCUUAAAAAGCUCGCCGCUGAUUUUCCCGAAAUCAAAACUGUCAUGGAAGAUCAAAGUAAUCAUCAUCAGGGGCUCACUGAUGAGUAUCAAUCCGUCACCGACGACCUGGAGUCUGGCGGUGCAGACAAACCCACCGCUAUAGAGCGAGUUAGAGCCCAGGGUAAAAGGAUGAAAGCAGAGUCUAUUGCCAACAUUGAUGCAAGCACUGAGAGAGUUUUGGCUUUGAUUGAAGGGUUGCCUGAUGAUCAGCAACAGAAGGCCGCUGAUUUUUGGGUGGCCAUUGGUGAUUUGUUCAUCGGAUUUUGGGGAGAGAUUUUGACUCAAGUUGAACAAAUCUUCGAGUUUGCGAUCGAAUGGCUGAGCCAGGUUUGGGAACAAGUGAAGGCGAACUGGAAUUUGGUGAAGGCAAUAUGGACUCAAAUUUGGGCAUGGCUGGGAAGCCUCGGGGCUUAG